This is a messenger RNA of Hyphopichia burtonii NRRL Y-1933, 11595 nucleotides long. RefSeq names its product histone acetyltransferase (gene TRA1). Gene Ontology annotation, cellular component: NuA4 histone acetyltransferase complex; nucleus; SAGA complex. The transcript has a single exon. The record is from RefSeq and is a predicted model, not a curated record. NCBI's taxonomy places the organism in Eukaryota, Fungi, Ascomycota, Pichiomycetes, Serinales, Debaryomycetaceae. The coding region runs from base 1 to 11580 and encodes 3859 amino acids. Gene Ontology annotation, molecular function: protein binding; transcription coregulator activity. Gene Ontology annotation, biological process: DNA repair; regulation of DNA-templated transcription.
AUGACUUAUACUGAGCAACUUGACACGUUUGUGUCUAGACUUAAUGAUGAUAAUGCAGAUUAUAAGACUGCUCAUUCUGUUUUAUCAGAAUUAUUAGAUAUGAUUGAAACUUUUAAUGGAGCAACUGAAUACGAGUAUUUCUUAAGUAAUUUGGUUCCAGUUUUCAUCAAAAAGUUGAAUGAAGUUCCAAUUGCUUUCACUAGUCAAUCUCCGGAACAUAAAUUAAGAAAUUCCGUAUUAGAAAUUAUUCAUCGUUCUAUUAUGAAUGAAACUUUCCAACCUUUUUCAGAGCAAAUAUUGGAUGUACUUGUUAAGAUAAUCGUUGAUGAAAAUGAAGAUAAUGGUGCUCUUUGUAUGAAAAUCAUAACGAGUUUACACAAAGCAUAUAAGGCCAAUUUAAGUGAAAAAGUUCAACCAUUUGUUGAUGUUAUCAAUAAAAUAUAUGACAAUAUGCCUCAGACUGUCAAUGAAGUUUUCUCUAAUGAUAAAAAUCACAAAGAUAAUAAUGAUAAUGAAAAAAAUGAUAAUGACUCGACUAAUAACCAAGAAUUGGCUUCUAAAGAAAUGUCUCCUCCAUCAUUCACCGAGGAAAACUCAUCCAAAACUUUGAAUAAAGCAAUGUUUUCAUUCAAAACAUUGGCCGAAUGUCCAAUUACUAUGGUUUCAUUAUAUUCAUCAUACAGAAGUUUAGUUCAAACUUCUCUACCUGUUUUCUUACCAAAAAUUAUUAAUAUCUUAACUUUACAAGUGGAACAACAAAAAAAUUUUAGGGAAGAAGCAUCAAAAACUCCAAUAACAUCCAUUUCUCCAGAAAUUAAAAAUAGACAAGCAUAUAGUGAUUUCAUUUUAGGUCAAGUAAAAGCUGCAUCUUUCUUAGCAUACGUUUUCAUUAGAGGUUACGCUACUCAACAUCUUAGUCAAGAUCAAGCUAAAGUUGUGCCUGAUGUAAUACUUCGAUUAUUACAAGAUUGUCCUGCUGAAUUGUCUGUUGCUCGUAAAGAAUUAUUACAUGCAACAAGACACAUAUUAUCCACUUCUUUUAGAACUCAAUUCAUUCCUAAAAUUGAAUUACUUUUCGAUGAGAAAAUUUUAAUCGGUGAUGGGCUCACAUCUUUUGAAACUUUGAGGCCUUUGGCAUAUUCGACAGUGGCAGAUUUCAUACACAAUGUUAGAAAUGAACUCACGCCUAAGCAAAUAUGGUCCACUGUAAGAAUAUAUUGUGACCUUUUGAAAGAUGACUCUUUGGCCUUAACUGUACAAAUAAUGAGUGCUAAAUUGUUACUUAAUUUAGUGGAACGUAUUAUGAAAUUACCAAACAAAUUAGAAGGUAGACAAUUAUUUAUGAUCAUUGUUGAUUCCUAUGCUAAAAGAUUUCACAGCUUGAACAGAAAAUAUGACUAUAUUUUAAAAAAGCAUAAAGAAUUCGAAAAGAAAAGAGCUGCUAAGGAAUCUGAAUCAAAGAAAGCUGUCGAUAGAUACUCUUCGAAAAAAAUUCAAGAGUUUAAACUAGAUUCUGAAGAUAUCGACAUGUCAAUCGAAGGACCAAAACCUGAUGAAACUGCUAUUAGUGACGAAAGUGACGAUUCCAAAUUUGAUGAUAUCCCCAUUGAUUUAUUCAACGUCGAAGAAUACUCACCUGUAUCCUCUUCACCUACAACCGUGACCUCAGACUUAUUGAAAGAUGCUCGUUAUUUAUUCCGUACUUUAAUGACUUUUUUAAAAUCUGUCAUUUUUGGAUUGAAAAGUUGUAACCCACCAGUCCCACCACAACCAACUCAAUCUGAUCCUAAGAACCCUGGCCAAUAUGUCAAUUAUGACAAGUGGAAUGAUUCUGCAAAAAUAAUAUCUUAUGAAGAAGUUAAUAUUUUACGUAAUUUAUUUAGAGGUGGUAUAAGCUGUUUGAGAUUUUUCUCAGUUUCUAAACCAAAGGUAAAUGUUCCAAAGGCUAAAGCUUUUGAUUUCUCGACUGGUGGGCCUAAUUUACCUAUUACAUCUUCAAAAGAAGAAAAGGAUUUGAUGGAAAUUUUCGCUACAAUUUUUAUUCAUGUGGAUCCGGCAUCCUUCAAUGAAAUUGUGACUUUUGAAUUGCCAUUCAUGUUUGAUUCCAUGCUUGAAAAUGCAGCAUUACUUCACUUGCCUCAAUUCUUUUUGGCCAGUGAAAUCACAUCUGCAAACUUCUCUGGUAUCUUGAUCUCCUUCUUGAAAUCAAAAUUAGACCAGUUAGGAAAGGUUGAACUUGUGAAAUCAAAUAUUUUAAUAAGAUUGUUCAAAUUAUGCUUCAUGUCAGUAAAUUUAUUUCCCACUGCAAAUGAAAGUGUUAUUUUACCUCAUUUGAACUAUUUAAUUUUAGAAUCAUUGAAAUUAGCAACUAAGGCAGAAGAACCAAUUGUUUAUUCUUAUUUGGUAAGAAUUUUAUUUAGAAGUAUAAGCGGUGGUAGAUUUGAAAACCUUUAUAAAGAAAUCAUGCCAAUUUUGCCAGUACUCUUGGAAGGUCUUAACAAGAUGAUUGCAAACUCUCGUCGUCCAUACGAGCGUGAUAUUUAUGUCGAAUUAUGUUUGACUGUUCCUGUCCGUCUUUCAGUUUUGGUUCCCCACUUAAACUAUUUAACUCGUCCAUUAGUUUUUGCAUUGAAUGGUUCUCAGGAACUAGUCAGCCAAGGUUUACGUACUUUUGAAUUAUGUGUUGACAAUUUAACUGCUGAAUAUUUCGAUCCAAUGAUCGAGCCGGUAAUCGACGAAAUAAUGGCUGCAUUAUGGAAACAUCUCGAGCCUGUUCCUUAUCAUCAUCAACACUCCCAUACUGCUAUUAGAAUUUUGGGUAAGCUUGGUGGAAGAAAUCAUAAACAUUUUAAACCUUGUAACAAUUUGGUUACCCAAUCUGAAUUAGAUCAAGAAAUCAAGGCUCUCUUCUCCAUCCAUGGGUUGAAUGGAGAAGUCCCAGUUUCGAUUACUCCUGGCGUCCAAUCUGCUAUAAAACUUCUUGAAGAUCCUAGAUUGAAAGUCCACUAUAGAAUCAGCGCUUUCAAAUAUUUAUCUGGUAUCUUGAAACUAUUCAUUGAUACGACUCCAAUUCCGGCUGAUUAUGGUGCUUAUGUUCAAGACUGUGUGGAAAAGUUGAAAUCAGAAAAAAUAGAUGAGAAUAUGGAACUUGAGGAAUCUGAUAUCAAGGAUGUUGCUAAAUUAGACCGCCAGCAAAAGUUUUUUUGCCGCUUGUUGGAAAUGCUCUUCUUCUCUAUUUCGAUUCCAGAAAUUAAGGAUGAAGCGCGUGAGCUCAUUGAUGGUAUUACAACUCACUUCACUUUGCUUUAUUUAGGUACUUCAAUCAUUAGUAAGGUGAAAAAAGAAAGAGCUUUUUUUGUGAAUGACAACGAAGGAAAAGCUUAUAUCAACGAGACAGCCUACUUGAAUGCUUUGAAUUAUGCUUUAAGCUUUUGGGAUAAGGACGUAAGAAAUAUGGGUAUUGAAUCCAUCAAGAAGGUCUACUCAGCUACUGUUCGUAUUUUUGGGUCUGAAGAGGAUGCCCUUUACUCUCCGUUGUUCCGCUCUAUGUUCUAUAAGUUUACCCAUUGCUGCUAUAACGAUUUUUACCAUACUAAAUUGGGAGGUAUUUUGGGUCUCAAAACAAUGUUCGAAGAUCUAGGAAUACCUUCGAGUUGGUUUUUCAAACGUCAAUUUGAAUUAGUUAGGUCAGUUUUCUUCAUUUUAAGAGAUACUCCUGAAACUGCUCCAUUCGAAGUUCGUGAUUUAGCUAGAAGUCUCGUUUUAAAGGUUUUGCAUGACUGUAAUGUUGGUGUUUCAAAAGAAACAAUUCUCGAAAAACCAUUCCAAACUUUGGUCGGUGCUUUAGUGUACGACUUAGCAAGUGCUAAUCCCCUCGUCAGAGAAGUUUCCCAGUCGUCCUUAAAAGUAUUAUCUGAAACAAUUUCUGUUCCUAUUGCUACAAUAAUGGGUCCAUGCAAACAACUUCUUUUAACUCCUAUAUUUGGCAAACCAUUGAGGGCCUUGCCAUUUCCAAUGCAAAUCGGUAAUAUAGAUGCUAUAACUUUUUGUUUAAAUCUCGAUGAGACUUUCUUGACAUUCAAUGAUGAAUUGAAUAGAUUAUUAUUAGAGGCAUUGGCGUUAGUUGACGCAGAAGACGAAUCCUUAGCUAAUGUUCACCGUCUUUACGAGUACAGAACAUCCAAACAGCUCAUAGAGCUCAGAGAUGUUUGUAUCAAAUUACUUUCCUUGGCCCUAGCUAAACCUGAUUUCUCCUUAGGCUCUUUGGCUGAGGCAAGAAUUCGUAUUUUGGGUGUGUUUUUCAAAGCUCUUUGUAAUAAAUCUACCGAAAUCAUAAAUGCUGCUCAUUUGGGAUUAAAAUCAAGUCUACAGGAAAACUCCAAGUUGCCAAAAGAAUUAUUGCAAAACGGUCUCCGUCCGAUGUUGAUGAACUUGUCGGACCACAAAAAAUUAACUGUGCCUGGACUUGAAGCUCUUGCAAGAUUAUUAGAGUUAUUGAUUUCCUAUUUCAGGGUGGAGAUUGGUCGUAAGUUAUUAGAUCAUUUGAUGGCUUGGGCUCAAAUCAAUACUUUAAGACAAAUCACCGGACAAGAUUUGGAGAAUAAUCAUACAGUACAGAUCGUAAUGGCUAUAUUGAACAUAUUCCACCUUCUUCCUGCAAAGGCUUAUACCUUCAUGGAAGAGAUCAUUGGAACCUUGCAGUACUUAGAAGGACAUUUAGAUCGUCAUCAAAGCUCACCCUUUAGAUUGCCUGUUUCAAAAUUUUUGAAUAGAUUUGCCGAAAAUUCAUUAGAAUACUAUAUGAAAAACUACAAGAACCGUAAAUUAGGUAAUAUGUUGGCAUAUUUCGCCGGAAUGAAAGAUUGCGACAAAAUCAGAGCAGUUUCCAAAGAAAAAUUUCCAGAAAUUUUAGAAGACCUCAAGAAUGAACAACAGCAUGACAUCAAGGUCAUCAAAUUCGCUAAUACUGUUGACCUCCUUGAAGCAAUAACUAGGAAUGAUGCCGAAUGGUUUGAUGAACAAAAAGAUACAUUGCUGAUUCUUUCUGCUUCAAUCAAAGAUAUCAUUGAAGUAAAAAACCAAUCUCCAUUGGUAUCAAGUAGUCAUUUCCAAGCAGAUCAAGCUAUUUCUAAACUUCAAGAUGUUAUUGCUAACUUUAUGGAGCGAGUUCCAAAGGAAGCUGGUCUUUUAUUUACCAUUAUUAAUGGUCUUUUGUCGUUGAAAGUCAAAAUAAAUCCAGUUAUUGAAGAUUACCUUUUUAAUAAUGUUGUCAAGUCAAAGGAUGUUGAACACCGUGGAAUCUAUCUCGAAAAGUGUAUUGAUUUUAUCACAGAAGCUGACUCCAAUUUGAAGGCUAAGAUCUUUUUACUCAAGAGAGUUUUCAAUGCUGUUCUUAUUUAUGAAGCUCAACGUGAAGGCGAUCUACAAGCCUUAUUCACCAACGAUAGUACACCUGAAUGGAUGAAUAAGGUGUGUAACGAGGUUUGGAUGUCCACAAACGAUAUAAUUACGGACUACACUUCAGGAAACAUGGACAGCUAUAGAUAUGAGUUAUUGGAACUAACUGCAGUUCUCCUUAAAUGGGCCCCUGAACUUAUUAAGGAUUUCCGUAAGCACAUUGUCAAAUUUAGUUGGAAUUACAUCAAGCUUGAAGAUAAUAUAACAAAACAAGUCGCUUAUGUAACCACUUCUUACUUCAUUUCUGCUUACGAAACGCCUGCAGAAUUAGCUACCCAAGUAUUUGUCGCUUUAUUGCGUACUCACCAAACCGAUUCCAGACACCUAGUGAGAAGAGCUUUGGAUAUCUUGGCCCCUGUUAUGCCUGGUAGAAUGGAUGAUAAGCAUUCGCCUCUAACCUGGUUGAAAUGGCCACGCCGUGUUAUUUCGGAAGAUGGGUUCAAUGUUACUCAAGUUUUGAAUGUUUAUCAGUUCAUUGUUCAGCACCCCGAUCUCUUCUUUAUUGCACGUGAACAUUUCGUUUCCAAUAUCAUAACAGCAAUGGGUAAAUUAACAAUCUUAGCUAAUCCUGCCAUUGAAAACCAGGUCCUUGCUAUUGAUUUAGCAGAAUUAAUUUUGAAAUGGGAAAAGAAAGCAAUGGAGACAAACGAACAAUCGGAAAAAGACGAAGAUGCAAACAUGGAAGAUGCUUCAGAAGCAGACGAAAGCGCCAUUUCCAAAGCAGAUGACUUCAGCACGUCCGCUAACUACAGCAUCCCCUUUGGACAGCGUGAGGCUUGUGUUACUUUCUUAAUCAGAUAUGUUUGUAUAAGUCCUCAAAGAGCUUCAGAAAGUGAGCUCGGUCAAAAAGCGUUGGGUAUAUUAUAUGAAUUGUUGAGCCCAGACCAUUGGUCAGAAGUCUCAGUUAAGUUAACUUUUUUUGAAAAGUUUUUGUUAUCCAAUGACUUAAACUCGUCCAAUUUGUUAGGUUACUGCUUGAAUGCGUUAGAGGUUUUGGGAGUUGUUUUAGAAUGGAAGAAACCGGAGUGGAUAAUUUCCACUCUUCCAUACCUUCAUAAGCUUCUUGAGAAAUCAGUCAAGUCUGAUAAUCACGAUAUUCAAGAAGUGUUACAACGUGUUUUGAGAAUUAUUUUGCAGGCUAUCAACUCCCAAAGCUCUGCCGAAUCAGAAGAAGAAGAGGAUGAAGAGAUUAAAAGUUUUAUUUCCUUGUUAACAACUACUGUUUCAGAAGAUUUGGGGGAAACCCCGUCAGUUGCUGCUGGUGUUACUUUAUCCUGGACUUUAGCCAACUAUAGACCAUCCACUUUGGAUGCGUUACUUCCUUUGAUAAUGAGAACCUUUAGCAAACUUUGUAAAGACAACAUUACAAUCACUCAUCAAGGAUCUCAGUCAUCACCCAAAGAUAACUCCAAUUCAGAAUAUGAAGCUAAAAUGACAACGAGACUUUUGGAAAAAAUUCUUAAUUUAUCUUCAAUGAGAAUUUCGAACCUUGGUGAUCAAAGACGUAUUUUUUUAUCUUUAUUGGCUCAGUUAAUUGAACGUUCUUUGGAUAAAGAGACCCUUGAAAAAAUUAUUAAAAUUGUUAAAAGCUGGGUGUUUUCUAGAACUGACUUAUUUCCAACAACGAAAGAGAAAGCAGCUAUAUUAUCCAAAAUGAUGGUUUUCGAAAUUAGAGGUGAACCUACCUUGUCUAAAGAGUUUUAUCAAAUUAUUGUGGAUAUUUUUGAGGAUGAUACAUUUAGUUGUACUGAAUUAACCGUUCGUAUGGAACAGCCAUUUUUAGUUGGUACUCGAUCUGCUGAUGUUUCAAUCCGUCGUAAGUUGAUGUCUAUCUUAAACAAUAGUUUGGAGAAUGAUAUUAGCAAACGUCUCUACUAUGUUAUUAGAGAACAAAACUGGGAAUUUUUGGCGGAUUACCCUUGGCUCAAUCAAGCAUUACAGUUAUUGUAUGGCUCAUUUGACUUCAAUAAAAAGAUUGAGUUUGUUAAAGAAGAAAAUAAAUUACCUGCUUUAACAGCUUUCCCUUAUGUCUCUCGAGACAUAGAUAUAGAUCAUAAAAAUGACAGUUUAGCUGAACUUAUUGACACCCAUAACGUAUUCUUGAGGAAAGUAUCAGAAGUUAAGGCCGGAACUAUUUUAGACCCACUCAUCGACAUGUUCUAUCAAAGUAGUGAAACUAUACAUAGAUCUUGGGCCACGAUUUUCCCAAUUGCAUUUUCAUCUAUUCCUCGUUCGGAGCAUCUUGAUUUCACAAGAUUUAUGGUCAUUUUAUUAUCAAAGGACUACCACACACGUCAAAUAGACAAUAGACCCAAUGUGAUACAAUCCCUAUUAGAAGGUAUCGCUAGAUGUAAUGAACUUCAAUUGCCACCAUUUGCUGUUGAAUGUCUUGCGUCAAAUUUCAACGCUUGGUCUCAAGGUAUUCAUAUCCUCGAGAACAUUGAACGUCAAUCGAUCAACGGAAAUGCCGAAGUUCGUGAAGUUACUCAAGAUGCACUUGCUAAGUUAUAUGCCUCUUUGAAAGAAGAUGAUAUGUUUUAUGGUCUCUGGAGAAGAAGAGCGAAAUACUCAGAGACCAUCACUGCUUUGUCUUACGAGCAGAUUGGGGUUUGGGAUAAAGCUCAACAGUUGUAUGAGACUGCCCAAAUCAAGGCAAGAAGUGGUGCAUUACCUUAUGGCCAAUCUGAGUAUGCUCUUUGGGAAGAUCACUGGAUAUUAUGUGCUGAAAAAUUACAGCAAUGGGAUAUUCUUACAGAAUUAGCUAAGCAUGAAGGAUUUUCUGAUCUUCUUUUAGAGUGUGGAUGGAGAGUAGCAGACUGGAACACUGAUAGAGAAACUUUAGAUCAAACUGUAAAAAGUGUUAUGGAUGUUCCAACACCUCGUCGUCAAAUAUUUGAAACAUUCCUUUGCUUACAAGGGUUCGGUCAAGAGAAAGAAACCUUACAGGAUCUUUCAAGAUUGUGUGACUCAGGAAUUCAAUUAGCUUUAAGAAAAUGGCAUGGUCUUUCUCAAAGGUUCAGUAAUGCUCACAUACCAUUGUUACAUACCUUUCAACAAUAUGUUGAGUUCAUGGAGGCAAGUCAAGUUUACGCUAGUCUAGUCACCACGAAUGCUCAAAACUUGGAUGUGAAGUCACAAGAACUCAAACGUGUUUUACAAGUUUGGAGAGAAAGAUUGCCCAAUACCUGGGAUGACAUAAACAUUUGGAAUGAUCUUGUCACCUGGCGUCAACAUGCCUUCCAAGUAAUCAAUAAAGUUUAUAUGCCAUUUAUUCCAAUCUUGCAACAAUCGAAUGCUGGUGGCAAUGCUAAUUCUUAUGCGUAUCGUGGAUUUCAUGAAAUCGCUUGGGUGAUAAACAGAUUCGCUCAUGUUGCAAGAAAGCAUGGUAUGUCUGAAGUUUGUAUCAAUCAACUCACUAAGAUUUAUCAAUUACCAAAUAUUGAAAUACAGGAAGCUUUCUUGAAAUUGAAAGAACAAGUCAAAUGCCACUACCAGAAUCCUAAUGAAUUACACACUGGUCUUGACGUUAUCAGCAACACUAAUUUAGUCUAUUUUGCCACUCAACAAAAAGCUGAAUUUUUUACGUUGAAAGGUAUGUUCUUGAACAAAUUGAAUCAAAAAGACGAAGCAAAUAAAGCUUUUGCUACUUCUGUUCAAAUAGAUCUUAAUUUACCUAAAGCUUGGGCUGAAUGGGGUAUGUUUAAUGACCGCCGCUUCAAAGAAAAUCCAAAUGAUAUGGUUUAUGCCAAUAAUGCUAUCAGCUGUUAUUUGCAAGCAGCAGGUCUUUAUAAGAACGGAAAAACUAGGAAGUUGCUUGCCAGAAUCCUUUGGCUCAUAAGUUUAGAUGAUGCUUCUGGUACUUUGGCUCAAGCUUUUGAUAAUUUCCGUGGAGAAGUGCCAGUAUGGUACUGGAUAACUUUUAUACCUCAAUUACUUACAUCUUUGUCUCAUAAAGAAGCACGUUUGGUGAGACAAGUUUUGAUCAGAAUUGCAAAGAGUUAUCCACAGGCUUUACACUUUCAACUCAGAACAACCAAGGAAGAUUUUGCUGCUAAACAACGCCAGUUCAUGGAAAUUUCGCGUCAAAAUUCUAAUCGUAUGGCGAACCAAGGACCUGGUUCUAGCGCUUCAGCUACUAGCAAUGGUGAUGAAAAGGCUCCUACAAGUAAAGAUGGCGAAGCCCCUAAACUGGAUGCUGCAGAAUCUCCAUCUACUAAUGGUAAACCAGAAGUAGAAGAGAAUGCAAAUGAUGGGGAACAAAAAGAAAAAACGGAACUGAAUGAAAGUGAUAGCACUGAGGCGAAAAAGACCGAAGAAACUACUGAAAAGUCAGAUGAUAAACAAGAAGAUAAACCUGAAGUCAAGUCAGAAAAAGAUAUAUCGGACGCUAAAUCUGAAAAUGAAGUUCACAGUGGAACUCCCAAACCACAAUCUUCAGGAAAUACUCCACAACCCGGCAAGCCUAGUAUUCUCAAUAGUGCUGCAUUUAAUGCAGUCCGUCAAUCCUGGGAGCAUGUUGAGGAAAUUAUGGGUAUUUUGAAAACUGCUUACCCCUUAUUAGCUCUUUCAUUGGAGUCUUUGGUGGAUCAAAUCAACCAAAGGUUUAAGUGUACUGCUGACGAAGAUGCUUAUAGAUUAGGAGUUGCUUUGCUCAAUGAUGGUGUUCAAUACCUCAAUCGCCUUGGAAACCCUAGAGAUGAUGCAAAAUUACCUCCAGUUACCGAAGCUAAUAUUACAAGAUUUGCAGAGACCGUUUUACCUAAGCAAAUCCGAGCAGAAUUUGAAAAGGAUCUUGUCAUUGGAAAGCCUAACUUGGAAACAUAUAUUAUUAAAUUACGUAAAUGGCGUGACCGUUUGGAAGACAAGUUAGAUAGAAGAUUUUCCGAAGUUAAUCUUGAGAACUUAUGCCCUCAUUUGAGUGAAUUCCAUCAUCAAAAGUUCGAGGAUAUCGAAGUUCCAGGUCAAUAUCUUUUGAAUAAGGACAACAAUUCUCACUUCGUUAAAAUUGAAAGAUUCCUUCCAACUAUUGAUUUAGCUCGUGGUACCAACGCUUGUUAUAAGAGAUUGAAAAUUCGUGGCAAUGAUGGUAGCUUACAUGCUUUCGCCGUGCAAUUUCCAGCGGCCCGUCACUGUCGUCGUGAGGAAUGUUUAUUCCAGCUUUUCCGUAUAUUUGGAGAUAGUUUGUCGAAGAAAGUUGAAACUCGUCGUCGUAAUAUUCAAUUUACUUUACCAAUCGCUGUUCCAUUAUCUCCUCAUAUUCGUAUAAUUAAUGACGAUUCCAGAGAUAUCAGCAUGCAAAAGAUUUAUGAAGAUUUCUGUCGCCGUAAUGGUAAAAACCGUGAUGAGCCAUUCAUCUACACUAUCGAAAAAUUGCGUGCUGCAUUUGAUCCAAGAUUGCCUAAGCCCGAUAUUAUGAGUAUUAGGGUUGAAAUUUUGAGUGCAAUUCAAUCGUUAUUAGUUCCAUCGACUGUUAUGAAAAACUUUUUCAUGGAGCUUUAUCCACAAUUUGAAGACUUUUGGUUAUUCUCAAAACAAUUCACUUCACAAUAUGCCUCGUUCAUUUUCACUACCUACAUGAUGUGUGUAAAUACAAGACAACCCCAAAAAAUUCAUAUUAAUAGGGGUUCAGGAAGUGUUUGGACUUCUGACAUGUUACCUUGUAAAAUUGGAAAUAAAAAUGCUUCUCUUGAUGGUUCACAAGGUGGUAGACCAGCUCCAUUAUUUUAUAAUGCCGAAAUGGUUCCAUUCCGUUUAACUCCUAACGUCCAAAAAUUAAUUGGUGAAACUUCUUUGGAAGGUAUAUUGUCGGUUUAUAUUUUGGUAAUAGCAAGAGCUUUGAUUGAACCUGAAUCAGACUUGGAGCAAUAUUUGACUUUGUUUGUUAGAGACGAGGUGAUUUCUUGGUGUACUCAACAAGAUCCUCCACGUCCUAUUCCUCAAAAUAACCAAUUAAGAGAAAUUGUUCGUAUAAAUGUUGAUCUUAUCAUUAAAAGGGUUCUGUCUAUGGAUCAUUCUUCUUCUGGUACAUCCGUUAACACUCAAAAUGUUUUAGAGUUGAUUUCUCAAGCUGUCAAUCCACGUAAUUUGGCUGCUGCCGAUACUUUAUGGAUGGCAUACUUUUAAGCGACUGCUUAAAAC